Messenger RNA from Exophiala xenobiotica, 588 nucleotides. RefSeq lists its product as uncharacterized. The transcript has a single exon. Bases 1 to 588 code for a protein of 195 amino acids. Lineage: Eukaryota; Fungi; Ascomycota; Eurotiomycetes; Chaetothyriales; Herpotrichiellaceae. The record is from RefSeq and is a predicted model, not a curated record.
AUGUCGAAGCCUGUGAUGCUAGGAUUUGGCUGUAAACAGGAGGCCAUGACAGUGAGGCAGGCUGGCACAAGCAACCUGCACUGUGGAGCCCGUGCCUUAAAGCCAAUCCUUUUCCCAAAGUUACGGAUCUAUUUGGCUGUCGUGGAAGACGACGGCCCAACGGUCGACGUAUUCACCGUUUCCUGCGGCGAGCCGCGUGACAUUGUGCUCGGCGCAGUCCGAGUCAUUCUUUCCGAUGGCGGGAAGGAUGAAAAGCUCGAGAGAGUGUGUGAGGGAAUCCGCAUCAAUUAUCCGGGGCACGCACAAGGCAGACAUACCCGUGGUUACGAAUGGGCAACAGACCCGUCAGAAGAACAGAAGAGACCGCUACAUUCAAAGAUAUCUUUGAUAUGGCCACAUCACAAAUACCUGGCUUUCUUCAUGCUAUUCUUCCUCAGACACCUGGCCUUGCAGAAGGGAUCCUUCCGUCUCUCCCACAGCCGGGAACGACAGCAUCCUGGCCAGAUCCCGCCACCACCAGCUGUUUUCUAUCCUGGCGUACACCCAAGCUACGGCUUACCAACAAGCCAUAAAUUCAUCAGGAUAUGA